This is a messenger RNA of Raphanus sativus (radish), 2436 nucleotides long. Its product is annotated as beta-galactosidase 12-like. Gene Ontology annotation, biological process: carbohydrate metabolic process. NCBI's taxonomy places the organism in Eukaryota, Viridiplantae, Streptophyta, Magnoliopsida, Brassicales, Brassicaceae. The transcript is spliced from 18 exons. Gene Ontology annotation, cellular component: vacuole; cell wall. Gene Ontology annotation, molecular function: beta-galactosidase activity. Bases 103 to 2304 code for a protein of 733 amino acids. The record is from RefSeq and is a predicted model, not a curated record.
ACGAAUACCCCAUCCAGUACCUAAAACUUUCGGUGGAAUUUUUCUUACCAAUUUUUCAAAACAAAAUAUCCAAAGGUUUGGUUUUUGCAAAUACGGGAAGAGAUGGGGCUUAACUUUAGGGAUAAAGCAUGGGUUUUUCUGUGGAUUCUUUGUUGUUCAUCGUUGAUUUGUUCGGUCAAAGCAACAGUAACUUACGAUCGUAAAACUGUGAUCAUCAAUGGUCAGAGAAGGAUCCUUCUAUCUGGCUCCAUUCACUACCCAAGAAGCACACCUGAGAUGUGGCCUGAUCUUAUACAGAAGGCCAAAGAAGGAGGCCUGGAUGUAAUACAGACUUAUGUUUUCUGGAAUGGGCAUGAACCUUCUCCUGGACAAUAUUAUUUUGAGGAUAGAUAUGAUCUGGUUAAGUUCAUCAAGCUGGUACAACAAGCUGGUCUCUACGUUCAUCUCAGAAUUGGUCCUUACGUUUGUGCUGAGUGGAACUUUGGAGGGUUUCCUGUCUGGCUCAAAUAUGUUUCCGGUAUGGCUUUUAGGACUGACAAUGAACCUUUCAAGGCUGCAAUGCAAAAAUUCACUGAGAAGAUUGUGGGAAUGAUGAAACAAGAAAAUUUGUUUGAGACUCAAGGAGGACCCAUCAUUCUGUCACAGGUAGAGAAUGAGUAUGGACCAGUAGAGUGGGAGAUAGGAGCACCAGGGAAGGCAUACACAAAAUGGGCAGCUCAAAUGGCAGAAGGGCUCUCUACAGGCGUCCCAUGGAUUAUGUGCAAGCAAGAUGAAGAUGUUCCUGAUUCGAUUAUAAACACAUGCAAUGGUUUUUAUUGUGAGGGUUUUAAACCAAAGUCGGAUAACAAGCCGAAGAUGUGGACCGAGAACUGGACUAGUUGGUUGACCGAGUUUGGAGGUGCGGUACCGUAUAGACCAGCCGAAGACAUCGCCUUCUCUGUGGCUCGCUUCAUACACAACGGUGGCUCCUUCAUGAAUUACUAUAUGUAUCAUGGAGGAACAAACUUCGACAGAACAGCCGGUCAAUUCAUCGCUACUAGCUAUGAUUACGACGCUCCACUUGAUGAAUAUGGAUUACCGAGAGAACCUAAGUAUAGUCACUUGACAAAGUUACAUAAGGUGAUCAAGCUCUGUGAGCCAGCACUGGUCUCUGUUGAUCCCACAGUCACAUGGCUAGGCGACAAACUAGAAGCUCAUGUGUACAAGUCCAAGUCAUCCUGCGCUGCUUUUCUCUCAAACUACAACAAUAUUUCUGCCGCAAGAGUCUCGUUCGGGGGAUCAACAUAUGAUCUACCUCCUUGGUCUAUCAGUAUUCUACCUGAUUGCAAAACCGAGUACUACAACACUGCAAAGGUACAGGUCCGUACACCAAGCAUACACAUGAAGAUGGUUCCCACAAACACACAAUUAUCUUGGGGAUCAUACAACGAAGAGAUUCCUUCUCCAUACGACAGUAACAAUGGUACGUUUGCCAAAGAAGGGCUUGUGGAACAGAUAAGCAUGACCAGAGACAAGACAGACUAUCUCUGGUAUCUAGCAGACGUUGCGAUCAGUGCUGAUGAGAAGUUCUUGAAGACUGGUGAAGACCCUCUUCUUAGUAUUGACUCAGCUGGUCAUGCUCUUAGUGUAUUUGUUAAUGGACAGCUUGCAGGAACUGCUUACGGAUCACUGGAGAACCCAAAGCUAACAUUUAGUCAGAAGAUAAAACUACAUGCAGGAGUCAACAAACUUGCCCUGUUGAGUAUAGCAGCUGGUCUCCCGAAUGUUGGUGUUCAUUAUGAGACUUGGAAUAUUGGGAUUCUUGGCCCAGUCACACUCAAGGGAGUUAACUCCGGAACAUGGGACAUGUCUAAGUGGAAAUGGUCCUACAAGAUUGGUACCAAGGGUGAGGCUCUGAGCAUUCAUACAGUAACCGGGAGUUCCACCGUGGAGUGGAAAGAAGGAACAUUGUUGGCGAAGAAACAACCCUUGACCUGGUACAAGACUACUUUUGACAUGCCAUCAGAGAGUGAACCAUUGGCUUUGGACAUGAACACGAUGGGGAAAGGCCAAAUUUGGAUAAACGGGAAGAACAUAGGACGACACUGGCCUGCAUAUACAGCUCGCGGGAAAUGCGAACGCUGCAGCUAUGCUGGAACUUUCACCGAGAAGAAAUGUUUGAGUAACUGUGGGGAAGCUUCCCAAAGAUGGUACCAUGUGCCUCGUUCGUGGCUGAAACCAUCUGCAAACCUUAUAGUUGUACUCGAGGAGUGGGGUGGUGACCCCAAUGGGAUCUCCCUUGUAACAAGAACAGGCAAAAAAUAGUUUCUGACUCCAUUUUUAUAGGAUGAAAAGCUGUUUGUUUGUGCCUAUGUUUUAAGUUUUUCACACAUAUUAAGAAAAACAUAAAAUUGUAGUUACCAAAGCAUUGUUUUUUUUAAUGAACUAUUUUCUAUA